AGUAUUUAGAGUCACGUUACUUUAGCCAACUUGUCCGCUUCCAAGCAUGUCGAAUACUGCCAUGUUUAACUGGACGCACAUAUAGCAACUCAAUUUAAACUACAUUACCCAGAAACAGAAGCGCAUUGUACAGAUUUUGAAAGUUGCUCUGCCUGUUUUCAUGCUUGCUUACUAAUUCUAAAACUCAAACCCUCCAAAAAAAAAUCUAAAUUUAGAAGGAAGAAGGAAAAGCUCAUUCCAUAUGAUCUCCACCAUGGAAGACUCACCGUACGGUUCGAGAAGGCGAGACGAGCCGGAGUUCAGCCUGAGAGAGUGGGCAGUGAAGGCCCGGAUCAGCCGCGAAAACCUGAAUUCCAGAAGGUUUUCAGCUUCCUAUAUUCCAAGCUUCAGAGAGGACACAAGGUCUUUCAGAUCAAACAUUACAAUCUCCAGCACUGCUUCUUCCCCUGGCUAUAACUCAAGAGAUGAAAUCGACCCGGCAACGUACUCAUUCACCACAGCUCUCAAAGCAUUGCAGGCAAGGUCAGCUUAUCAUAGUUGGGAAGCGUUAUCACCAGAAGGGUUUGUUUUGAAUUCAAAGUGGAAUGAAGCAGAGAAAUACAUAAGCAACCCUCUAUCAGGGCAGGUUCCGAUGGAGUGUUUAUCUGCAAAAACACUUAGCGGAAGAUCGUUUCGCAACGCAACGAAUCGAAUCACAAUGUCUGCACCUCUUGUUUACUUCCCACACGAGACCAAUCCAUACAACCAACAUUGCCAAGCCUUCUUUUAAUCCUACAAAAGAAGAUUUGGCUCCUCAAUUUCCAGUUCCAGCAAAGAAAACAGAGGGCAUGACUAGAGAUGUUGGGACUCAAAGCACUCCUCAUGAUUUGAGUUCAAGUAGUAGUCCUAGCUCUACUUCAACCCCUCCGAUCGUAGAGAGAUCGUUAAAUCGAUUUCGAGGAGGAGAUUCGUCUAGAACAAGUGCAAAAUUAAAAUCUGACUACGAGGUGGAAGUGAAAGAUACAAAAGAAACAGAAAGCGAAAAAGAAGAGCAAAAGUGCAGGCAAGGUGGGUGCUUGUCAUGGAUGAGAAAAAGGUAUAGAGAGAAACACAAACCAAAAAGCAAGAAGAAUAUCUUUCUUUCUCAUCUGAAUCUCAAAGCGUCCUGAGAAAAUUAAAUUAUUAUUAAGAGCUGAAAUUAUUAAUAUUGUAAAAAAAGAAAAAAGAGAAGUGAAUAUUUGUAGGUAAACGCAGAGAUUUUCCGUGUCUCUUGAGAAAUCUUUCGCAGAGAGGAAGAACAAAGAACAAUCAAUCAAUGUAUUAUUAUGUUUAUGUUUUGUUAGUAUUUUGGGUCAGUGAUGAUGUUAAUGUUUUUGUU
Messenger RNA from Malus domestica (apple), 1357 nucleotides. RefSeq lists its product as uncharacterized. NCBI's taxonomy places the organism in Eukaryota, Viridiplantae, Streptophyta, Magnoliopsida, Rosales, Rosaceae. The record is from RefSeq and is a predicted model, not a curated record.